AGCGCGCUCGAGAGGGAGGGCAGGCAAGCGGCUCCCGGGAGCGGGGACGAGCGGAGGCAGCUGGCGGCGAAGAGGGAGCGGGCGCGGGCGAGGUGGGAGCGGCGCGGCGCGGCGCAGGCGAGCCUGGGACCCCGAGCGCGCGCACUUUCCCGCAAAGUGCCAACUUCCCCGGAGAGUGCCAGGCGCACCUUCUGGGUGCGGGGGAAAGUCAGCGGGAAUUUGAGAUUUUAGGGAAGAAAGUCGGAUUGCCCCCUUCCCCUUUUCCUUGUUACGAAUUCCCAUUAAAAGGAAAAACAAGAAUAACAGCAAACUUACUAUAAUCCUAUCGGUCCACCACUGCUGGCACCAUGAAGGCGGCCGUCGAUCUCAAACCGACUCUCACCAUUAUCAAGACGGAAAAAGUCGAUCUGGAGCUUUUCCCCUCCCCGGAUAUGGAAUGUGCCGAUGUCCCACUGUUAACUCCAAGUAGCAAAGAAAUGAUGUCUCAAGCAUUGAAAGCUACUUUCAGUGGUUUCUCGAAAGAGCAGCAAAGACUGGGAAUUCCAAAAGACCCCCGGCAGUGGACAGAAACCCAUGUUCGGGACUGGGUGAUGUGGGCUGUGAAUGAGUUCAGCCUGAAGGGUGUGGACUUCCAGAAGUUCUGUAUGAACGGAGCAGCUCUCUGUGCACUGGGGAAAGACUGCUUUCUCGAGCUGGCCCCAGACUUCGUUGGGGACAUCUUGUGGGAACAUCUUGAGAUCCUGCAGAAAGAGGAUGUGAAACCAUAUCAAGUUAAUGGAGUCAACCCUACCUACCCAGAAUCCCGUUAUACCUCGGAUUACUUCAUUAGCUAUGGUAUCGAGCAUGCUCAGUGUGUUCCUCCCUCGGAAUUCUCAGAGCCUAGCUUCAUCACAGAGUCCUACCAGACACUCCAUCCCAUCAGCUCAGAGGAGCUCCUCUCCCUCAAGUAUGAGAACGACUACCCCUCAGUCAUUCUCCGGGACCCUCUGCAGACAGACACCUUGCAGACUGACUACUUUGCCAUCAAACAAGAAGUUGUAACACCAGACAACAUGUGCAUGGGGAGGACCAGUCGUGGUAAACUCGGGGGCCAGGACUCUUUUGAGAGCAUAGAGAGCUACGAUAGUUGUGAUCGCCUCACCCAGUCCUGGAGCAGCCAGUCAUCUUUCAACAGCCUGCAGCGUGUUCCCUCCUAUGACAGCUUCGACUCCGAGGAUUAUCCAGCUGCCCUGCCCAACCACAAGCCCAAGGGCACCUUCAAGGACUAUGUGCGUGACCGUGCUGACCUCAACAAGGACAAGCCUGUCAUUCCUGCUGCUGCCCUGGCUGGCUACACAGGCAGCGGACCGAUCCAGCUGUGGCAGUUUCUUCUGGAAUUACUCACUGAUAAAUCCUGUCAGUCUUUUAUCAGCUGGACAGGAGAUGGCUGGGAAUUCAAGCUUUCUGACCCAGAUGAGGUGGCCAGGAGAUGGGGAAAAAGGAAAAACAAACCUAAGAUGAAUUAUGAGAAACUGAGCCGUGGCCUUCGCUACUAUUAUGACAAAAACAUCAUCCACAAGACAGCGGGUAAACGCUACGUGUACCGCUUCGUGUGUGACCUGCAGAGCCUCCUGGGAUACACGCCCGAGGAACUCCAUGCCAUGCUGGAUGUCAAGCCCGAUGCUGAUGAGUGAUGGACACCAAAGGGGCUGGGGAAACUCCCCUGAGACAUUUCAAAGAACAACCACGUCGGUUGGACUCUUAAUUUUUAAUUGUUAUUCUAUUUUUAAUUUUCCUGAACUCAUUUUUUACAUUCAGGGGUGGGAGCUAAGUGAGUUGCAGCUAUAAUCAAUUGUAUAUGGUUGGAAACAGAGAGCCAGGAAUGGUGGGGUGGGUGGGACAAGAAAUUCUUGAGCAAAGGUUCAGGACAGAGAGAAGGGUCUUAGAAGCUUGAAGAAUCUGGCUCAAGUAUCCAAUCGUUUUUUAAAAUCCUCCAUGGAAAAAUUGUGUCUCGAGUUAUGGACCUAUUAGCGAAAGAAACUGAGACAUUAGGAGUCAUGUGACUGAGGAAAGGCAAUUCAUUUGCUUGUUUUAGGUCUGGUCAGCCAAAAAAGAGGGAAAUGGGGUAGAACAUUUUGUUUGUUGGGGGGGAAGGGGUGCACUAAAACCCAAGGACUCUUUACCUUUUACUCUACUUUUAAAACAAAGAUGGACUUCAGUGGGGAGGGGCCAAAAUUGUUUCUGUGUUAAAAUUUAUUUUAUUAAAUUUUGUGCCAGUAUUUUUUUUUCUUUCUUAAAAAUCGUCUUAAGCUCUAAGGUGGUCUCAGUAUUGCAGUAUCAUGCAAGUUUGUUUUUAUUUGCCGGCUAACGAUUCUGUCAUAGUGAAAGAAAACUGUUUAUAUAGACCCCACUGGAAAUGCAAAGUGCUGUCACUGAGAUUGGGGAUCCCAAAUUCCUGUGGCUUAUAUAUGAAGGGAAAAAUAAUGCUGAUUUGGGUACAAGGGAACUGUGUGUGUAAAUUUCAUCUAUAAUUUAAAAAAUUUAUCAUCACACCACUCUACUUAUUUGUGGAUUCUUGGGGUUUAAACUUAAUGUUGAGCUAAGAAGUGUUAAGUCAUUGAACUGAAUGUAUUUUUCAGCCCUGGUUUUGGACCACAGCAAAUGUA
This is a messenger RNA of Rhinolophus ferrumequinum (greater horseshoe bat), 2645 nucleotides long. RefSeq names its product ETS proto-oncogene 1, transcription factor (gene ETS1). Gene Ontology annotation, cellular component: nucleus. The transcript is spliced from 8 exons. The record is from RefSeq and is a predicted model, not a curated record. Bases 348 to 1673 code for a protein of 441 amino acids. NCBI's taxonomy places the organism in Eukaryota, Metazoa, Chordata, Mammalia, Chiroptera, Rhinolophidae. Gene Ontology annotation, biological process: cell differentiation; regulation of transcription by RNA polymerase II. Gene Ontology annotation, molecular function: sequence-specific DNA binding; DNA-binding transcription factor activity, RNA polymerase II-specific.